This is a messenger RNA of Hibiscus syriacus, 2350 nucleotides long. RefSeq names its product zinc finger protein GAI-ASSOCIATED FACTOR 1-like. Gene Ontology annotation, molecular function: DNA-binding transcription factor activity. Lineage: Eukaryota; Viridiplantae; Streptophyta; Magnoliopsida; Malvales; Malvaceae. Gene Ontology annotation, cellular component: nucleus. The record is from RefSeq and is a predicted model, not a curated record. The transcript has 2 exons. The coding region runs from base 470 to 2161 and encodes 563 amino acids.
UUCUUGUGUGGUUAUUGUUAGAUUAUUUUUUAUUAAAAGCAUGAAGCUUAAAAGCGGACAGAGAUGGAGGAUCUGCUUGAGCUCUAUAUCUGGUUAUAUAUAUACAUGAGUUAUAAUAUAUUACCUGCUCUAUUUGUUUCUUCUUAAAGUAUUUCUAAACAACAAAACACCCAUUGUCUCUUGGGUUGAAUACAAUACGAUGAUUAUCGUAUGUAUUCAUUCAUAUAUGUUAAGCCUAGCUAAUCAAGUAUCAAUUUCUUUCUCUUUUAUCAUUUAGUUUUGGUUUUUUUUUUAUCUUUGGAUUUUCUUUUUGUACCCUACUAUUUUUUUUGUGUGUGUUUAAAACCAAGAUCCAUGACGCAUGAUGCCAAUUCUGGAGGUCUGGUUCAUUGGUUCAUGCAGUAGAAGAUGAUAAAAGGCUUAUUAUUCCAACCAUCAACAGCAACAAGAACGAGUUUUUGAAGAGAAUAUGUCGAAUUUGACUUCGGCUUCUGCAUCUGGUGAAGCCAGUGGUUCAUCCGGUAAUAGAAUUGAAGCUGGUUCCAAUUAUCCUCAACAAAACUUCACCACUCAACAACCUCAAGCUCUGCCGGCCAAGAAGAAGAGAAACCUACCAGGCAACCCAGGUUUGGGUUUUUUUUAUGUACUUGUUUUGUUUGUCUCCUUUUCAUUUUUUUUAUGCAUUUUUUUGGUGGGUUUUUUAUUUCUUGGAACCAGACCCGGUGCAGAAGUGAUAGCUUUGUCUCCUAAAACACUCAUGGCGACUAAUAGAUUCGUGUGUGAGAUCUGCAACAAAGGGUUUCAAAGAGACCAGAACCUUCAGCUUCAUAGAAGAGGACAUAAUCUGCCAUGGAAGUUAAAGCAACGAACAAGCAAAGAGGUGAGGAAGAAGGUAUACGUGUGUCCGGAAGCAAAUUGCGUUCACCAUGAUCCGUCGAGAGCGCUCGGAGACUUGACUGGAAUCAAGAAGCACUUCUCGAGGAAACAUGGCGAAAAGAAGUGGAAAUGCGAAAAGUGUUCGAAGAAGUAUGCAGUUCAAUCGGAUUGGAAGGCUCAUUCCAAGAUUUGUGGCACUAGAGAAUAUAGAUGUGAUUGUGGAACCCUCUUCUCAAGGAGGGAUAGUUUCAUCACUCAUAGAGCAUUCUGCGAAGCUUUGGCAGUGGAGAAUGCACGAGCCAACCCGUUUCUUUUCGGUCAUCAGCAAGGUGAAGCCUCGUCUCACAUUAAUUUACAAGCGCCCCAGUUCAAUCCCCAUGCAUUUUCACUUAAGAAAGAGCAGCAAAGUUUCACUCCUCUAAGGGCAGGGGCAGAGAUUCCUCCAUGGCUGGCCAGCCAAGCAAUGCUCGGGGCUGGUCCUGGCCCACAGCACCCUAUAGACCUUUCCUCCUCAUCAUCGUCAAUAUUCUCCUCGAGAUUAGAUCAUCAAGAUUUAACGCUACAUGGGAACCCCAGUCCUAACCCUAGUCUUGUCCCCACUCUCCCUCCUCCUCCAUACCAUGAAACGACAGUGCCUUCCCCUCACAUGUCAGCCACUGCAUUGCUUCAGAAAGCAGCUCAUAUGGGUUCGACCGUGAGCGUUAAAAUUGGGUCACCAACAAUACCGGCCUCGUUGAUUAGACCCCACCAACCGACUCACGUGUCUGCUGGUUCUGCAGGCACUAACAACAACACAACAACAGCUGGUUUUGGACUCGACUUGCCUUCACGUGAACAAGAACUCCAUGUGGGUAGUAGUGGUGCACUUAUCCAUGGCUUGCCUCCUUUCGGGAACAGUAAACCUGCUGCCUCCAUCGCAGGCGAUGAUGAUGAUGAUCAUCAUGACAACGUUGUCUCAGGUGCUACUCCUUCCCUUCUCCAAGACAUGAUUGAUUCUUUGUCUUCCGCCACUGGAUUUGUGGCCACUAAUUCCUUCGAUGAUCUCGCAUUUGGUGGUGGCAUCUUGAACACAAAGAAGAUAGAUGGGAGUUCCAUCAACGAAUCAUUCUCGAAAACAACGACGACAAACGCUACAACUCAGCAGAGUGAAGGCCUGACAAGAGAUUUCUUGGGUCUUACAGCUUUCUCUCAUGCCGAUAUUCUCGACAUCACUGGUCCCAGUACUUACUGCAUCGACACUUCGGAUGAGCAACGCGACCAGUCUCAAAAACCAUGGCAAGGUUAGGUAAUAUGCCAACUUUUCUUUCUUUCUUUUUUUAAUUUCAAUUUCUUUUCAAACAUAUCUUAAAUUUUAUAAUCUCUUUGCCACCAUCUUUCUAAAGGGAAGAACCUCUAAAGUUACUAAUAUAUAAUGUAAGAUCUUGAUAUUCAUUUAUGAUUAGCCCAUCAUACUAAUUCCGCCUUUUUGUUUAAA